UUUUUUUAAGACAGCAGAGAGGAGGCUGGUCGGGAUCUGUCGGUGUGUUGUCGUCUUAUCCAGCUAGCCCAUUAGCUGGCUGGUUCGUUUUUAUAUACAUCCACCAUUUACACUUGAGGAGAAUUCAGUUGCAAUACGUGGGUUAUAGAAUCAGCACCAUGUUGGUCCCCAUAUUCACUCUGAAGCUAAACCACAAGAUUAACCCUCGCAUGGUGACUAUUGGGAAAUUUGAUGGAGUUCACCCAUGCCUUACUGCAGCCACACAGGCCGGAAAGGUUUUUAUCCACAACCCUCAUGCUCGUGGUCAGAGACCUGUGGCUCAUCGGCUGAGCCAGAGCACACAGGACUCUGACAUCUCUUUGCUCAACAUCAACCAGGCAGUCACUUGUUUGACUGCAGGAACUUUGGGACCAAAUACCACCGGGGACACACUGUUAGUGGGGUCCCAAACCAAUCUGUUGGCCUAUGAUGUCCAUGACAAUGCUGAUAUAUUUUACAGAGAGGUGGCCGAUGGAGCCAAUGCUAUCGUGUUGGGGAAACUCGGGGACAUCCCUUCUCCUCUUGCCAUCAUUGGAGGGAACUGUGCCUUGCAAGGCUUUGACUAUGUGGGAAACGACCACUUUUGGACAGUUACUGGAGAUAAUGUCAGGUCUCUGGUGCUCUGUGACUUCACUGGAGAUGGAAAAAAUGAGCUCUUGGUAGGAUCUGAGGACUUUGACAUCAGAGUGUUCAAAGAGGAUGAGCUUGUGUCAGAGAUGACUGAAAAUGAGACAGUUACAUCGUUGUGCCAUAUGCAUGGCAGCAGGUUUGGUUAUGCCCUGGCCAAUGGCACAGUUGGAGUCUAUGACCGCACUGCCCGCUACUGGAGGAUCAAGUCUAAGAAUCAUGCAAUGAGCAUCCAUGCCUUUGACUUGAAUGCUGAUGGGGUUGUGGAGCUCAUUACUGGCUGGUCCAAUGGAAAGAUUGAUGCUCGAAGCGACCGCACAGGUGAGGUCAUUUUCAAAGACAACUUCUCCUCGUCUGUGGCUGGAGUGGUGGAGGGAGACUACAGGCUGGAUGGACAGAAGCAGCUCAUCUGCACCUCCACAGAGGGAGAGGUUCGUGGUUACCUGCCAGCCAGUAAGGACAUGAAAGGGAAUCUCAUGGACUCCAGUGCUGAACAGGAUCUUGUUCGAGAGCUCAGCCAGCGCAGGCAGAAUCUGCUGCUUGAGCUCCGCAACUAUGAGGAGAAUGCCAAGGGUGUGUCAGAGACCAACAGCGGGGUGGGUGUCAUACCAGCCAACACUCAGCUCCAGACAGCGCUGUCGGUGAAACCUGCCACAGAAACCCAGAAGGCUCAUGUGGAGCUCAGCAUUUCAACACCAAAUGAAACCAUUAUCCGUGCAGUGCUCAUCUUUGCAGAGGGAAUAUUUGAGGGGGAAAGCCACGUUGUCCACCCCAGUGCCCAGAACCUGUCAGGAUGUAUCCGAGUCCCCAUCGUUCCCCCGAAAGAUAUACCGGUGGAUCUCCACAUCAAAGCUUUUGUUGGAGGGAAAACUAGCACCCAGUUCCACGUGUUUGAAAUCACUCGUCAGCUGCCUCGUUUCUCCAUGUAUGACAUCACGGUUGACUCCUCAGCUGCUCUGCCCAAUGGAAGGGUCACAUUUAGCAUCAAUGACCGACCGCAAAGGGUGGUAAUGUGGCUGAAUCAGAACUUCCUGCUUCCAGAGGGAGUUGACAGCCCGGAUGUCACCUUUAAUUCACUAAGAGGAGGGGGUUUACUCUCCUUCAGCAUGGCCAGCAAUGGACAGAUCACCCUGAGAACAGAUGACAUUGACUUAGCAGGAGAUCUUGUCCAAUCACUCGCUUCCUUCCUGGCAAUAGAGGACCUGUCAGCAGAAGCAGACUUCCCCACAUACUUCGAGGAGCUUCGCACUACACUCACCGAGGUGGAUGAGUUCCACUCCGUCCAUCAGAAGUUAACUGCAGCUAUGGCCGAUCACUCCAACUACAUCAGAAACAUGCUGGUGCAGGCGGAGGAUGCUCGCCUUAUGGGUGACAUGACAACUAUGAAGAAGCGCUACAGAGAGCUGUACGAUCUAAACAGGGACCUUAUCAACGAAUACAAAAUCCGCUCCAACAACCACAACGCUCUUCUGGCCUGCCUCAAGUCUGUCAACCAGGCAAUACAGCGUGCUGGCAGACUCCGAGUGGGUAAACCCAAGAACCAAGUGAUCUCUGCCUGUCGAGACGCCAUCAAAAGCAAUAACGUCAACGCACUCUUCAGGAUCAUGAGGGCCGGCACUGCAUCCUCCUGAGGCUGGAACGAGGAGGAGGGAUGCAGGAACCAACGGGUAGAUUGAAAAGUCAGAGAGACGUUCGCAGGCACACCACAUGAAUAACGGGACACAGUUUACCAGCCAGGAUGUUUCACCAGGACGACGAGCCUGAAACAAGAACUAGGACCGUGAAAAGGAAAGGGGGACACUGUUGCAGCCUUAAUCCAAGUUUUCCAUGACUUAGCAACAGCCUGGCAGCAACAUUUGGCACCAGCUCCUUGAAACUUGAAAUUCUGCUAGCUGACAGAGAAACAAAAUGCUGACCGUGGACUUAGUGCAGUUGUGAAAUAGUCAUCCAUCUCCGCGUAGCAGUGCGGCUGCCUGGAAGGGCUUGAUUUAGCUCAGUAAAUAAUGUCAAAAUUAACAUCGGUGUGUGUGCAAGUGGUAGAGACGGAUCUGUUUGCAGGACCAAAACACACACAGAACUCACAUGCAGUCGGCUGCCUGAUAGCGUCGCUAGUAAAGACAGUAAGGAAGAGUAGAGCCUGAUGCCUGUUAAAUGUACUAGAGGAGGCGUCGCAGGUGAUGUUGCACAUUUGUCUGAGAAAAUGUUUCAACUUCGGAGACGCCUUCCAAACUGUUUCCACGAAGACGCGAACAUUUGGAGAGAAUGACGAUGUGCUGGACUGUUUAACUCAGUGAUGUUUAGAGAGAGAACAGCUGGAGCGAGACGGCGAGCAGCUUCGGAGAGUCGUGCCAUUAAAGUCACUUGUGGCCCUGAUUGUUCACUUGCUCUCGAGUAGGGAUAGAUCGAUUGUCGUGGCCGAUUAUCGAUAUCUGUAUUUUUAUGGACCGAUGAUUCAUCAUUGAAAUGCGCUACUUCAGGUUGGACGCAGCCUCCUGUCUUUGUCUGUUUCACUCUGUGUCUCUCAAGCAGUAAAAACAGAACAAGAAGCACAAGCUGUUGUCACGAACCAGGAAGUUAGCUUCUCUCACAGUGGCUGAGACUAUGCCAAUGGCUAGCCUGGUAAACAAUAAUUAAUAUAAGUGAUAAAACAGAGAAAUAUUCAGAAAAUCACAAAGAAAAGCCAACGUAACUCCGGGAGACAAACUGAUCAAUCAAUCACAGUUGAGCCCACAUAAACAGAGGAUUUAAUCACUAUUUUUAUUUUACAUAUUCAGGUAUAGUCAUCUUUAUUAAAGAAGAAGCCUAGUUAUGAAAGAUGGGUUCUCAGCUAUCACAUGCCGUGAAAUCAUUGCAUUUAAUGUGUAUCGCUAGCAAAUACCGAUUAUUGGCCAUACUCAAUUACCAAUAACCGACAUCGGUAUCGGACCUGGAAAAUCCAUAUCAGUCGAUCCCUACUCUCGAGCCUUUGCUCCCAACUGUUGUGUGUCCGUGUGUGGUGUUUGUAGCCAAAGAGAACUAUUUUAAAUUCAUGAAUGUACCAGACGACCGAUGCUGUGGGUUUAACUUGUUUACCUUUUGUAGAUUAUACUCAAGAGACUGUAAAUGUAAUUUACAUGUGUUUGUGUCAGAAAUUAUGAUUAAAUUAAAUUUUAAACA
This is a messenger RNA of Acanthochromis polyacanthus (spiny chromis), 3822 nucleotides long. RefSeq names its product Bardet-Biedl syndrome 2 (gene bbs2). Gene Ontology annotation, cellular component: membrane; neuron projection; motile cilium. Bases 159 to 2297 code for a protein of 712 amino acids. The record is from RefSeq and is a predicted model, not a curated record. Lineage: Eukaryota; Metazoa; Chordata; Actinopteri; Pomacentridae. Gene Ontology annotation, biological process: non-motile cilium assembly. The transcript has 18 exons. Gene Ontology annotation, molecular function: protein binding.